Messenger RNA from Plasmodium reichenowi, 4656 nucleotides. RefSeq lists its product as hypothetical. The coding region runs from base 1 to 4656 and encodes 1551 amino acids. NCBI's taxonomy places the organism in Eukaryota, Apicomplexa, Aconoidasida, Haemosporida, Plasmodiidae. The record is from RefSeq and is a predicted model, not a curated record. The transcript is spliced from 5 exons.
AUGAAGAACCCUAAAGAAAACACAAUUGUUUGUAGAAGAUUACACAGGGUAAAUAUGAUAUAUGCCACGGUCAGUAAUAAUUAUAACUACAUAUGUAUAAUUACAUUAUGUGAUAAUACAUAUAAUGUCGAAUUAUUUAGUACACAUAAUAGUAUGCACAAAUUAUUUAGGAAAUGUAUAAAUGAUGAAUUGAAUAAGGUAUAUAUUAGUAAUAAUAAUUCUUAUAUUUGUGUAACUACUAAAACAGGUAGUAUGUAUAUUCUUAAUAUAAAAGGAAAAAUUAUACAUAAAAAAGAAUCUCUUCAUGCUUUAUAUGUAUGUAAAAAGAAUAACAAGACCCUCCACGGGAAAAUACUUCAAAAUGGUAUAAAAAGAAAAAGAAAUCAACAAGGGGAAUACCAUAAUGAAGAACAGCAUGAAUAUUCUCGAGUAUCCAAAAUUAGGAAAGAGAAAUAUAACUCUGAUUUAUUAAAUAAAAUGAAGGAAAAUAAAAAUGAUAAUACACCUAUUGUAAACAAUUCUGAUGAGGUUAUUAAUUUUGAAAGGUAUCAAGAAUUAAUUGAAGGAAGACAAGAGAGAAAAAAAAAUAAAAAUAAUUAUAAUAAUGAUAAUAAUAAUGAUAAUAAUAAUAUAAGAACGUAUCAAAAUCAUUCCAAAACCAAAGAACAUGAAUAUACUAUACAUAAUCUUUAUCCCAUAGAAAAUGAAAAAUACAGAAAAAACUCCAAUGUAGAAUGGAAUGAGAGAAAAAUAAUGAAUUCUAAUUCUUUGCUUUGUUCUGAAUUAUCAUCUGUUAAAAAUUAUUUAUAUGAUAAUAGUGUUAUGUCCAUAAGCAGAGCUGAAAAUGAUAUAUGCACAAAUGAAUUAUGUAAAAAUAAUAUAUAUACAAAUAAUAUAUCCACAAAUAAUACAUGCACAAAUAAUACAUGCACAAAUAAUACAUGCACAUAUGAUAUAGACAAGGAUAUAAAUACGUCAAGGGAUGAACAUAAGGAUAUGGGCACGUAUGAAUACCAUAAAAAAUGUGAUACAUAUAAUAACAGAUAUAAUGGUGCAGAUAAUGAAAUGUCUUAUGCUAAGUGCAUUCAUUCUUGUGAUAAUAAUAAUUUAAAGAAAAAAGAUAUACAAAAGAAGGAAUAUGAAAAACAAGGACUAGAAAUAUUCGAUAUUUAUUGGAUAAUUAUAGAGAAAGAUAAUAAAUAUGAAUUUAUUGAAAAGUCUGAUUAUAUAAAAAAUUAUAAUUUUCAUAAUAGUAUACAUAUUAUAUACAGUCUGGAUAUAGGCUUUUAUAUUUUAUGUUCGAUUAAUUUAAAAAUUAUUAUAUAUAAAUAUAAUAUAUUAGAAAAUUUUUAUAAAAACAUUAAUGUAUAUAAUGAAAUACGAAACAAUAUUUCGAAAUAUUUUGAACAAGAGUUAUUAUACAAACGUUCAAAAGAAACAAAUGAAAAAUAUUUAAAAUUUUUAAAAAUAUAUAAGAGGAAAUCAUUUUGUAUUGAUCAAAAUUAUAAUAUGAAUAUUUCUUAUAAUAGAUAUAUGAAAAGAAAACAAAAAUCAAAAAAAAAAAAAAACAUAAAUGUUAAGAAUAAUAUAACAUGUGUCAUCUCCAAUAAUAAUAAUACUACUACUACUACUACUACUAAUAAUAAUAAUAAUAAUAAUAAAAAAUUUAUGUCCGCACUUUUUAAUAAUCAUGAUAUCAGGAAAUAUUUCUCCUUAUCAUUUAAUGAUAAUCAGGAAAAAAAUAAUUUAUCCUCAAAUGAUCAUAAUGACCACAAAAAAAAGUUGUCAUCAUAUAAAAAUAACAACAUGUUGAAUGUAAAAAAUCAUAUAGUACAACAGAUUUUUAAUGACUCUUUUUUUGAUAUAAAGCAGUCUUACAUAUCUCAUGACCAGCAUUAUAUAUUGAUAAAUUAUUAUUUAAAUAUAAAAAAGAAAUAUGUCAAAUUAUCAAACUUAAGCAUCUACAAUGGGAAUUAUAUCUCCCCGCAGGUGAACAAAACAAAAACAUAUAACAACAAUAAUGAGGAUGAUAAGAACAAUAAUGAGGAUGAUAACAAUAAUGAGGAUGAUAACAAUAAUGAUGAUAACAACAAUAAUAAUCAUAACAACAAUAAUAACAAUCUUCAUAACAACAAUAAUAACAAUCUUCAUAACAACAAUAAUAACAAUCUUCAUAACAACAAUAAUAACAAUCUUCAUAACAACAAUAAUAACAAUCUUCAUAACAACAAUAAUAACAAUCUUCAUAACAACAAUAAUAACAAUCUUCAUAACAAAACAUACGUUGAUAUUCAAAAAAUAUGUAAAAAUAGAAAUAGAAAAAAAUACCAUCAUGAAUAUAUGAUUCCAUCUCUUAAAUAUAAAUCAUGUUUAGUAGGCAUACAAAAAAUUCAAAGAAUCAAUAACAAAGAAUGUAAAUAUAUUGAAAUGCUUUUCAUAUAUAUCCUGUACUGCUAUGAAAUCCUUAGGACUAUCCUUCAUAUAUAUGAACACAUGUCUAAUUUAUAUAAUUCUUUUGGUGGUUAUCAAAAAUUAUAUGACAUAUAUAAAAAUAUUUUAUUAUUACCAGAUGCUAUUAAGAAAUAUUAUUACAAAGAUAGAUGUAUCAUUCAUUUUUCUAAGUAUAUAAAAAAUAGGAAAGAAAAUUUUGAUGAAAAUUUAUAUAACUUAUUUUUUAAAGAAAACGAAAAGAAAGAUUUUGCCAUGUAUUAUAAAAUUAUUAAUAACAUGAUAAAUCAAAAUACCAUCUGCUGCACUUGUGCUAAGUAUAAUUAUUUUAAUCAACAAAAAUAUAAACAAACACAACAAUCUAUUAACUACCAUCAAGAUAUACAAAAAAAACAUAUAAUUCUUAAUUCAACCAACCAAGAAAAUCAUCUUAUAAAUUGUAAUAGAUAUAUUAUGUACCAAUCAAAUGAAUGUCAAAGAAUAAAAACACCAUCCAUACCAAAAAAAAAAAUGAAGGAUAUAUCAAGUGGUCGACAAGUUAAUAAAAAUGCUGGAAACACAAAUGAAAGAUUAUCACACAAGGAUGGUAGUAAUCUUAUGGAAAUAGAAAAUGAAAUGAAUAUAUAUUCUAAAAUAUGUAAAAGUUCAACAAAUUGUGUAGAAGAAGAAAAUUAUUUUUGUAAAAAUAAUUAUCAUGAUGGUGAUUUUUAUAAAGGUAACCAUCACAAUGAUGAUUUUCAUAAACAUAAAUACUACAGUUUUAAUAAUUACCCUUAUAACGAUGGUGAUAUACAUUACAGUAGCGAGAACGACUCGAAUAUAGACAUGGCUGAUGAACAUAAUAUCCUAAUUCCAGAAUGGAAAAUAGAAAGGAAAUUUUUGAAGAGUAGAAAAUUUUAUAUAACAAAUGGAAAUAAUAUAUGUAAAAAUUGUAAAGAGAUUUUAAAAAAAGAUGUAUUAGAACAUUUUGAAAAGUUUGAAUUAAAUUAUGAUAUACCAAGAAAAAAUAUAAAAUUAAAUGAACAAGAAAUAUAUAACUCAUUAAUAAAAGAUAUAUAUAUUAUGUAUAAAGAAAAGAAAUGUCCUCUAAAUAUAUUACUAUUGUUACAAGAAAUAUCCGAUAAAGAUUUAGAAAUGUAUAUGAAUAAAUUUCAACCAAUUGUUUGUUUUUUUGAAAAAAGAUUUCUUCAAGAUAUAAAUGAACAUUUAAAUAAUCUAUAUAAAAUUAUUAACAUAUGUAAACAAGUAUUUGAUAAUAUUAAUUUAAUAUUAAAAACUAAUAUUUCUAAUCAACAAAUAAAUAAAUUAUAUGAUAAUAUUUUAUUCUGUUUAAAUACAUUCAAAUCAUUUUAUGAAUUACAAAAACAUUUAAAUAUUUUCUUACUAUUAAUCGAAUUAUUAUUAUUUAUAUCCAAAAAUAUUUUUUUGGAAAAUUUCCCACAUUAUAAAGAAACAUUUUCAAAUUAUAAAAAUAUAGAAAUAUUAAAAAAUUAUAAUUUAGAUAAUAAUCAAAAAAUCAAUUUUAAUUUUUUUGAAAAUCAUUUACAUUCUAAUCAUUUUAAGACACAUAAUCUAUAUAUUAGAUUGAAUAAAAUUAAAUAUAAUUUAAUUUUUAUACUUAAGUCAUUUUCACAAAAUAAAAAUUUACAUCAUUUAUAUAAUUUUGCUAUAUUAAAUGUUCCAGAAAAUACAUUCAAUUAUUUUACCUUGCCAAAAAUAUAUAAUAAAAAAAUGUAUACUCUACAUAAAACAAUACAUUAUUUUAACGAUUCUAUGUAUAAGGAUUAUCUCCAACUUCAUCCUUUCUAUAUUUCUACAUGUGAUAAAUAUGCAUUUUUAAAUAUCACAAAAUAUUAUCAGUGCAAAAAAUCAUUCAAAUUGUUACAAAAAAAAUCCCUCAAAAUUAAUUUGUACCCUCUAGAUGUUCUAAAUAUAGUGGCCUUGUCAAAAAACGUCUUUUAUAUAUUUACUAGAACUGAUCAGAAUCUAAAUAUAACAUCGUUAAAAGUAAAAUAUCCUUCAUUCAAGAAGAAUACGUUAAAAUCUAAAAAGGAAGCCAUCACAUCGAGCAAUAUAUGUGUUUUAAAAUGUACCAACUUGGAGUCUUAUUUUCCAAAUACAAACAAUAUCAAUCUAAAAAUUCAAACCUUAUGUAAUUCUAUCAUUGCAAGCUUCGAACCAGAUAUGUGCUUUAUAUUACAAGCGUGA